CUGCUUGCUGCUAUCAUAGAAGAUAUUCAGACACAUUCUAAUCAUUCCGAGGCUACCUGGUCUCGAGUGCAACAAUGGACGAUUGACUCUUCAGACUGGGCCACUGUAGUGCAAAUGGCGAAGGCGGUGAGCUCAGACGCAAGUCCUUCUGGGCCUCAACGUUCCUCACUCUCCCGCCGUGAUGUAGCCUCUUCCAGCUCUUCAGCUGGGCUUAGACCAGGUGGAAAUGGAACUAGUGGCACUGGUGAGACUGAACUAAGGCCCGCCGUCGACAUGACAGAACCUCGUCCUCCGAUAUCGGAUCGAGUCAUUCAGGCAGAACCCAACUCAUCUGGCGGGAGGGGCAGCGAUGGCAGCGAGUCCUGGGCAUGUGUUCAUUGUACCUAUCUGAAUCAGACUGGAUCUUCUGAGUGUGAGAUCUGUGGUCUUCCUAGAAACGGCUAG
Messenger RNA from Protopolystoma xenopodis, 444 nucleotides. The record is from the annotation of a GenBank genome assembly. NCBI's taxonomy places the organism in Eukaryota, Metazoa, Platyhelminthes, Monogenea, Polystomatidea, Polystomatidae.